Molecule: messenger RNA, 3019 nt
Organism: Vombatus ursinus (common wombat)
Lineage: Eukaryota; Metazoa; Chordata; Mammalia; Diprotodontia; Vombatidae
Gene: DACH2
Product: dachshund family transcription factor 2
Exons: 13
Coding region: 136-2241 (701 amino acids)
Source: RefSeq, a predicted model, not a curated record
AGGAGCGUGAGCCUGUUUAGAGUAGUGUGGCCAACAGUUGCGAGAGAGGCGGACGGACUGAGAGAGCGCGAGCAAAACCCCGUGGACUGAGUGGUGCCCAGAAAAACCGGAGGCACGGAGCCCCCCAGGGUAACAAUGGCUGUUUCAGCCCCGCCGGUGAUCUCGGCAACUUCGAGCAGCAGCAGCAGCAGCAGCGCCGGGGCCCCCGGGGGCUUGUUCCGCGCCGAGCCCUUCUACUCGUCCAGCCCGUCCGACUCCCCCCGGCUCACCACUAGCAUGAUUAACAGUUUCAUCUCCACCAGCGGCAGUGGUAGCGGGAUGAGCGCUAUGGGCGGUGGCGGCAUGGGCGCCAUGGGCGGCGGCGGCGGCAUGAGCGCUAUGAGCGGUGGCAUGAGCGUUAUGGGCGGCGGCGGUGGCAUGAGCGGCGGCGGUCUGACUAUGAGUGGCGGCGUGAGCGGUAUGAGCGGCGGCGGUCUGACUAUGAGCAGCGGCGGCGGCGGCGGUGGCGGCGGCAACGAGUGUAAGAUGGUCGAUCUGCACGGAGUGAAGGUGGCUUCUUUCCUGGUGGAGGGGCAAGAGCUCAUUUGCCUGCCGCAGGUCUUCGACCUGUUCCUGAAGCACCUCGUGGGGGGCCUGCACACCGUCUACACCAAGCUCAAGAGACUGGAUAUCACCCCCGUGGUGUGCACUGUCGAGCAGGUCAGGAUCCUCCGGGGGCUGGGCGCCAUCCAGCCGGGGGUGAACCGCUGCAAACUCAUCACCAGGAAGGACUUCGAAACUUUGUACAACGACUGCACCAACGCCAGUUCGAGGCCUGGAAGACCCCCCAAACGUUCCCUGGGAGUGGCCAUCCAAGAAAAUGCACGCCUUCUGCCUCAUGGCGUCCCAGGCCUGAUAUCGCCAGGACUUAUCUCACCAACAGGUAUUACAGCCGCUGCCAUGGCCGAGGCCAUGAAGUUACAGAAGAUGAAGCUCAUGGCAAUGAAUAGUCUCCACGGAGGUGGAAGCCAAAAUGGAACCGAAUCAGAAAAUGAAGAGCUUAACUCUAAUGCUGGUGGAAGUGAGUCCUCCUGGGACAAGGAAAAGAUGCAGUCUCCUAUGACUCCAGGAUCCCAGCCCAAUGUGGGCCAUGCCACGCUGCCAGGCCAGGCCAGCCUUGGAAGUGCCCAUCCACUCAAUCCUCUCCAGCAAAAUCACCUGCUGACCAACAGGCUUGACCUGCCAUUUAUGAUGAUGCCUCAUCCACUGCUGCCUGUCACCUUGCCUCCUGCAUCAGUUGCCAUGGCGAUGAAUCAGAUGAACCACCUCAAUACUAUUGCCAACAUGGCUGCUGCAGCCCAGAUGCAUAGCCCUCUCACCAGGGCAGAGGCUUCUGUCAUUAAGGAGAGGAUUCAGGAGAGCCCUUCACCUGCUCCUUCUUUGGAUGAGGGCCUUUGCCCUGUGAGCCUUGAGUCUUCUCAUCACAGCAGCAGCAUGUCCAGCUCUCCUUCUCAGAUGGAUCAUACCCCGGAGAGAUUUGCUAUGAUGGUUGCCAAUAGAGAGGGAGAGUUCACUGAUCAAGAUAAUGGAUCGAAUGCAAAAAAGCACCAGAAGGAGAAAGUUCUGUCAUUCGAUCAAGAGCUAUUUGAUGAUUCCCAGUCACUGUGGGGAGGAAAAAGAAGCAUAAGACAGGGAGCCGGGCCUCAAGAUGCUUACCACCAAGUUUGGGCGCCAAGACAAACAGAAGAGGUGCAGGUUGCCAUGCCGAUGAUGAAACCAGGCCUAGAGAAGGCCCAACUGGCUGGACAAGCCAUGCCUGCUGGCUUCUCCUCACCAUUCAUUUUUGCUGAUAGCCUUUCUUCUGUGGAAACGCUUCUGACCAACAUUCAGGGCCUCCUGAAAGUGGCUCUCGACAAUGCUCGCAUCCAGGAGAAGCAGAUGCAGCAGGAGAAGAAAGAGCUGAGAAUGGAGCUCUUCAGAGAGAGGGAGCUGAGAGAGACCUUGGAAAGACAGCUCGCCGUGGAGCUGCAAAGCAGAGCUACGAUUCAGAAGCGCCUGAAGAAGGAGAAGAAGGCCAAGAGAAAACUGCAGGAGGCCCUGGAGUUUGAGUCCAAGCGCCGGGAGCGAGUGGAGCAAGCUCUGAAGCAGGCCUCCACAGAUACUGCAAUGCCAGAUAGAGAAAUAGAAAACGGGACUCAGCCUGACAACGCAGCAACGAUGCAAGAGAGCCAGGUGUACAUCAAGCCUCCCGUCAUGUACUGAAGGAAAUUUCUAUUAAAAAGUAUAUCCAUACCCAUGCCAUCCAUUAUCUGAAGCUAUCUAGUUCAUUGAGUUGUUACCUUUGAUGCCUUCAGUGCUAUGUGAAGAACAGAAAUUGUAGCAUGAAACUUGAAGACGUUGGCUGCAUUGAAUACCGCAACAUCAAAAGCUUUUGUAAGCCGCUCACGCCAAACCAAGCCUGUUGCAAUUGAUCAUUUGUAGACCCCCCCCCCAGAAGUUUUAGUCUUUUUAAGUACAUAUGUGAUUUAUUCCUUCCAAGAGAACUAACCUUUUAUUUGCCCCCCUUAAGGAGGUAGCUCUUACUGUCUAGCAGUGGCACAACCCUAUUAAUCGGCCCUAAUGGUCCCCGCUGGCUUUACCUAUGUGCAAAUCCUAACUCCAGUUUAGCACCAAAACUAUUCAUCCUUGAGCUGUUUCAAUUGUGUUUAUAAAUUAAGCUUUGUUUACUGAAGCAGAUAUUCCAUAUAUACUACAUUUUGCAGAGAAAUGUGUGUACGUUUUAAAAAAAAGGCAUAAAAAUGCCCUUUCAAUUUGAUGAAUGAUGCGAAUAAUGUGUGAGCUUAACCCUAACCAGCUGAAGUCCUAUGGUUAUAAUUAAUUGAUGCUUUAUAUGCUCAGUUCAGCUUGGCUUUUGGUCUUUUCCAGUGAAAACAUGAAUAUGCAGUAGAGUGUUAGAUCCUAGAAACUUUUACGUAUGGUUUCUCUGUUGUACCAUAUUAAGUUAAAGUACCCCUUCUUUGUUAAGAUGUUCUCGCUUAAA